Stylonychia lemnae is the source of this 645-nucleotide messenger RNA. The record is from the annotation of a GenBank genome assembly. Lineage: Eukaryota; Ciliophora; Spirotrichea; Sporadotrichida; Oxytrichidae.
AUGGUAAUAGAAGUAUCCAGACAUGGAGCAAGAUCCCCUAUCGUCUAGGAUGAUAAUCUUACUUAAACGUACUGGGAAAUGGGACUAAGUAUGGUUACUAAUGUCGGGAUGAGGCAGCACUACUUGUUAGGAAGAGAGGUCAGAUAUAGAUACAUAGAAAAAUAGCAUUUGCUCGACUCUGAGUAUAAUGCAGAAUAGAUUGAGUUGUACUCAACUCUAAGAGAAAGAACUUACUCAUCUGCAGUUUCAUAAUUUUCAGGAAUUUAUCCUGACAUCUAAAAACAUAUGAAAGACUUGAAAUUAUCACCAAUUUAACAAAAAAGAGCAGUUCUACCAAUAAAGAUUAAUACUGAUAAGGAUUAUGAAAAUUUGCUUUUGCAAGAAAAUAAAGAUUUGGGUGAAUAAAUUUCUUAGGACCAUCAUGCUCAACCACAUGUUUUUCAAUUAUUUGUUUAUUACAAUUUUGCAAAGAGCUAAUUUAUACCUGACGAAGAGUGUCCUUUUAGAGAUUAAAUAAUAGAUGAAUUGAACAAGCUCUCUAGCAGUACUGAUGAAUUUAAAGCAAUUGAUUAGAGAGUAAAUUAGUUGUUAAAGAGAAUUGAAUUGGGUUUAAACAAGACUAAUUAAAUUGGAAAUACUGACUGA